CUUGACUUUCAGCAGCAUCUGGCUGCUAAUCUUCACUGCGGACACAAACACAUACGCGACCUGCCACUUUUGGCUCUAAGGUGACCCGUCCUCACUCUGUGGUCAUGUCUCGGGCGCCCACCUACGGAUGUCCUCUCUAGCCCUCACAGAAACUGUUGAUGGACUGGUGAGAACCGGAAGAGGCCUGGCUCAGGCUGCUCGCCGCACCAUUUAGAGGCUUCCUGGGUGCGUGAGAGCCACACGCUCCCGGGGGAUUUGUUAGAGCGCUGUUGUCUCAUUGACGACGGAGACUGAACGACACACGGUUCAAGUGAGUCCUGCAGUUUCCAUAGCAACGUGGCUCGUAGUGAGGGGGAGGAGGGGUGGCGGCGGCUGCAGCAGUGUGCUGAAGAUGGAGGAGCUCUCAUUCAUCUGUGCAUCAGUCUACUCCUCUCUUCCCAGGUGGAGGCUGGGUGACGUCUGACCAUCUUCUCCCCCACUCCUCCUCCCCCGCCUCCCACCACCGCAGCCAACCACAGCGCAGCUCGCUGCUGCUCCCAGCAGGAUUUGAAGAUUUCAUCCUCACAUUUGUAAUCAGAUGUGGGAGAGGAUUAUCUGGAGUUCUCCAUCUUGUCACGAGCGACGAGGCGGCGAGCGAUCGGGACGUGGAGCAGAGGAGGAAGAGGCGCGGGGUCACCUGUGGAUGAGCCGGGGAGCCUCCUCCUUCUAGGCUGACUACAGAACUACUGUCGUCAGAGGACACAGCUGGAGUCAUGAGGAGCAGAUAGAGCUGCAGCUGGGAGCACAACAAGGCUCAUCAAUGGCAGAGACGGAGAAUCCUGCGUCGGAGUCUAGCCGGCUUGCUGUGGCUUCUCUUCCUGUGGAGGUCGUCUGCCUCAACUCUCCCAACCCGCGACUCGUGGUGGGACCAGACGGGAACGUUGCUCAGGAGGAAGGCGGAGCCAGUCACCCCGGGACUCUCCAGCAGUUGAGUCCGUCACAUGGUCCACGUGAGGAGGGGAGCAUCCGAACCCCUGACACAAUCAGAACUGAGAAUCACUCUGGCCCUCCACAGGGUGUUGGACCUCCUGACCCUGCAGGACACCCAAGACCUGAUCCAUUCCAGACCUGCAUCCUUCAUCAGAGCCAUAGAGUUCUGUGCACGGGUCUGAGUGCUCACCCUGGACCCCACCAGGGUCUCACUGGGACAGAUAAGAACCAUGUCCCCUCCAAAAUGAGCAGUCUCACGAACUGCGGCGCUCAUCUUCAUCCCCUGGAGGAGACCUUCGCCGCCUACUGCCACCCGCCUCCUGUCCUGGCACCUGCGCAGCUGCACGGGUCAGCAGCGCCUCCAGAGCCCCCCUGCAGCCUCCUCUGUGCCCCAGCAGCCCACCAGCUGGUACCGCCGCGCCUCGUGUCCUCGCUCAGUGAGACGGGACUGGACCAUAAACAUCUGAUGCGCUGCUGCAGCCUCAGCAGCUCCUGGAUCAGCCCUGUGGCCCCUGGCUCCGUUCCACAUCCGGAGUGUUGCGACUCCUCCAGAGGAGCCAGCCGCAGCACGGGGACCAUGACUGCUCAGGUGGAGCUGAGGAGCGUGGCAGUGCAGACGGUCCAGGGCGGAACCCCGCAUGUCUACCCUCAGGUCUGUGUCACCGACGAGAUCCACAGCCAGGACAAGCGCUCACGGCCCGGCGCUGAGCCCAAGACCGCUGUGAAAGAGGUGAAGUGGGAUGCUGAGGGGAUGACUUGGGAGGUUUAUGGGGCCUCUGUGGACCCCGAGGAACUGGGCCUGGCCAUCCAGAGACACCUGGAACUGCAGAUCAAGGAGACCGCCAGCCGUGCAGCCAAACUGUCCCGUCAGAACACCAACACCUCCCGCCAGAGCAGAAGCGCCGGGACGCGACCGGCUCGGAGGAGGAUGGACUCCAUCUCCACCCUGACCUGCUGCACAGGUGGCACGGCGACCGCCGAGUGACCCGAGCACUGUGUGCAGCAGCAGCGAGCCUCAAACCGCCAGCCGCCGCUCAGGUCCUGUUGAUGCUCUGAGCAAUACUGCUGUGGCCUACGAGGAGGUUUUUCACUGUGCUGGGUCUUGUUUGUUUUGUUUCCUGUCACCAUGCUAGCGCUGCUAACCGUUAGCUUCUUCACAACAGCAUGUGAUGUUCACGCGACUGAGCGUUGUUGCUUCUCCCUCCUUCUUUCAGGACCACAGAGUGAUAAAAUAUGUAGAAUGUUCUUGUGGUCAUGAAGAUGUUUGUGAUAGGACACGCUGACCUUUGACCCUGUCGCAACAUGACUGCGGCCCAUCAGUCAUGUGAUCUACAAGAGUCUCCUGACGACCACGUUGAUGUCACUGAGUCUUCUUUCUCUGGAGCUUUAGACUUAUCUCUCAGUUGAUGGUUAGCGGAGCUCUGAAAAGAUGCAAGACUGUUGGUGGGAUCAAGUGAUGCAGGAGUCCUGGAGCAGCAGGGCUGAGGAGGUCCACAGCGCAAUGAGAAUAUCCUCAAAGUGAUGAGACGUUUGUUGUGGAGAAGCUGAGUGUUAGCACUAGCAAGCUGAACGACCAAAAACCUAAACUACUCAUCAUUCUGUGGACUGUAAAAACGAAUAAAUGUU
Messenger RNA from Synchiropus splendidus (mandarinfish), 2595 nucleotides. RefSeq names its product GRIN2-like protein. Gene Ontology annotation, cellular component: plasma membrane. The record is from RefSeq and is a predicted model, not a curated record. Gene Ontology annotation, biological process: neuron projection development. The transcript is spliced from 2 exons. NCBI's taxonomy places the organism in Eukaryota, Metazoa, Chordata, Actinopteri, Syngnathiformes, Callionymidae. Bases 800 to 1954 code for a protein of 384 amino acids.